This is a messenger RNA of Suillus bovinus, 1413 nucleotides long. RefSeq lists its product as uncharacterized. The coding region runs from base 1 to 1413 and encodes 470 amino acids. The record is from RefSeq and is a predicted model, not a curated record. NCBI's taxonomy places the organism in Eukaryota, Fungi, Basidiomycota, Agaricomycetes, Boletales, Suillaceae. The transcript is spliced from 6 exons.
AUGAUUACAUUAUGUACCGAGUCCAUAGGCUUUGUACAUGGCAUCUCAUUGCGUUCUGCGCUAGCCUCAGAGUCUCGGCUUCGUUUCAACACCAAUCUGCGCCUUUUGACCGCAGCUCGUGGAUGGCGUAACCCUAAUGGCGCCCUUCUCAACGGUAUCUCAGCUGUCCUCCUCGUUAUGUCCUAUAGCUUGCCCUCACUCAUCGUAUGUCUCGACGUCCAGAUCAUGGAAGUUGGUCCUGAGCCUGAGGCUGGAGGUGAUCCCAUCCUCUGGCUAGAAGUGUACUAUGUUGCCAUCACAGGGUCACCUCUCCUCAUUCUGGGCGUCAUACUCCUCCUCCAGGUGAUGAUUGCAUUGUCAGCGAUGCGGGCUGUCAACAUAUUGACAUGGAGCUCCUCACCAUUCGACUUGACUGCUGCACUGGUCCACCACACACAAUUGACCCCUGCUACAUUCCGAUGCAUGCAUUCUGUGUCUGACCUAGACAUGUUUGGAGGUCCAGCGCGACCAUCAAAAACACAGCCUUCUGCGUGGCAUGCUCACCAAAGCAUCCGGAAAGUUGUCAUUUUUCUUUGGGUCAUUGUUGCAGCAUACGCUGGGUGGGCUGCACUCAUCGUGUAUCUCGGGGACCGCUCAGGGCUGUCUCACCCGCUGAUCCAAACGUGGUCGUUCUUCCACAACGAGAACUCCAAUUCUAUCACAUAUGGUAUGCCAUAUGACGGACCUGAGUGGUGGAUUCUGCUCGUUGUCAUCGUCGCAGUUAUCCAGGGACCCUUGACGCUUGGGCUGCAUUGUUCGGAGCUCAUCGCAAAUGUCAUCCGAGACGAAAAACAGUGGAGAUGCGCUACCGGAAGGAAAGGACUUCAAGUGGCGACGAACCCGCUGAAGUCGCUUUUCGCUGAUCCGAUCUGUCUCAUACUUUUCAUUGCGAAGCCGUUCCUGCACUGGAUGUUUGGGCUCUCAUUCAGCACAGUUGAUUGGGCUGUUACCGAGAGCCUGAACAGUGCGACAGUAUUCGUGUUCACUUCCCAGAUCUUGAACUUAUGCAUUGCGCUCCUGAUAUUUGCCUGUUUCUUCACUUUCAUAGCACUGCGCCGACCAUCCGGUCCCCAGCCGGCUGCAUAUGGCCACAUCCAGACGCUUGCCAACCUCGUGGAUGAGUGGUAUCCUGUCAUGUGGUGGGGACACAAGGAGGAUGGAAUCCCGUACUGUCAUGCCGGCACAAGCGAUCACCCGCUGCCGGAUGUUAAGAUGGGCUGUGUUUAUGCUGGUUCCCGUGCUGGGUCUCCGGUAUCCCUCUCAAGCUAUAUCCAGACUGGCGAUGCAUCCACAGCCCACACAAUCAGCCACGCCAUUGAACGAGACACAGAUUUAAUUAUUAGCGAGUUACACUACGUGACUCCAACUGCAUAG